GGCAGCCUGCGGGCGGGGGGAGCUUCCUAGACGUUUGGGUUCUAAUCACACGUGGGGGUGGCGAGCCCUGCAAACAGAAGGGCGAGAGCCGAGAGGUGGUUCCUGGCAAUGAAGCCAUGGUGACUAGUUCAGCUGUUCUCCCGUGCAGCGAGGUCUAGGGGCAGCCAAGCGGAAAACCUCCUCUGAUCACAAGGCAUCUGGGAGAAAAGCCUAGGCACGCUGGGGGCAGAGAUGAUCCUGAGCGCUCCAGCUAAGAAUUGACAGUAAAUCCCUUACCCCAUACACACUCUCAUCACAGGGCAAACACUUCCCCAUGCACAUUGACCUGCAGCGUGCAAGCAAGCUUAGCCUGCAGCCAAGCGUUCUCCCGUGGUACUAAAGUUCAGUCCGCUUAGAGCCAUGGGGAAUGGGAUGAACAAGAUUCUGCCUGGCUUGUUCCUUGGCAAUUUUAAAGAUGCUCGAGAUGCGGAGCAACUGAGCAAGAAUAAUGUUACACACAUUCUGUCAAUCCAUGACGGUGCUAGGCCUAUGCUUGAGGGAGUGAAAUAUCUGUGCAUUCCUGCUGCCGAUUCACCCUCACAGAAUUUGACAAGACAUUUCAAAGAGAGCAUCAAGUUUAUCCAUGAGUGCCGGCUUAGAGGUGAGGGCUGUCUUGUUCACUGUCUCGCUGGAGUCUCCAGGAGCGUAACUUUGGUAGUCGCUUACAUCAUGACAAUCACAGAUUUUGGCUGGGAAGAUGCAUUGUCUAUUGUACGAGCAUCGAGAUCCUGUGCCAAUCCUAACAUGGGCUUCCAGAAGCAGCUGCAGGAGUUUGAAAAACAUGAUGUUGACCAUUUCAGGCAGUGGCUGAAGGAAGAAUAUGGAGAAAAUUCUUUGCAGGAUGAGCAAGAAGCCAAAAUUCUUCUGAGUAAAUAUAAAGAGCAGGCAAUGAUGCAACCAGGUCCCGGCGGGAGACAGUGGAAUAAUAACUUUUCCUCACUGCCUUCCCUGUCAUACAACAACUACACAACAGAGACCUAAUCACUCCAGACUGGAUUCACUUUCUUUUUUCCUUUGACCUGUUUAAAAACAGAUGUCACCAGUGUCCCCUCCACUCUCUAUGGAAGUCAUGUGAGCUGUACCCUUGUGGAAUACUUGAUGAAAAUAUUAUACCGCACGUGUGUGUGUUUGACACAAUUUUACAGUUUUAUGUAACACCACUCUCUGUAAGCUUCUCUCUUGAGAGGCACCCCUUAUGUCAGGUUGUCACUGCCCUCAGACUCCACCCCCUUUAUAAUAUGUGCCUCUCCAAAACACACUCGUGUGCGCAUGAUAACAUUGUCUCCAAAGAAUGAGCUUGCAAAGUGUGUGAGCAUUUAUGUAUUUUUUGCUUGUGCUGCGGGUUGCUGUUUGACCUUAGCUACCUCAAAAAUGCUGUUUUUGUCACUGAGGUUGUAAAUACAAAUUUGAAAAUUGCCUCGAUUUUACACUUGAUGAACGCAAAGUGUAAGUGUCAUAAAAAAAUUAUUUGAGAGGUUUCUGGCUUUCAUUUAAAUUAUUCAUAGUUGUCACUAGUUAGAAUUAAAAAUUAAGUAGGAAGAUUCAAGAUGUGUGAAUUCCAUCUAUUUUGCCAAUUUAAAACCAGUGGUCAAAUUUGUCAGAAUGCACAUGUAAGCAACAUUUUAAAUCAGAGUAAAAAAACUAGAGGCUAUAUUCUGCUUCUGGUUAUCCUGGAAUAGCUCAGUUGACUUAGCUGGAAUUAUUUUGGAUUUACAACAGUGUAACUCCAAACAAGUUAAUGAAGUUGUUCCAGAUUUACACUGGUGUUACGGUGAGGAGAAUUGGAUACAAUGUCCUUAC
Molecule: messenger RNA, 1839 nt
Organism: Gopherus flavomarginatus (Mexican gopher tortoise)
Lineage: Eukaryota; Metazoa; Chordata; Testudines; Testudinidae
Gene: DUSP22
Product: dual specificity phosphatase 22
Exons: 7
Coding region: 400-1020 (206 amino acids)
Biological process (GO): regulation of cell population proliferation; positive regulation of JNK cascade; transforming growth factor beta receptor signaling pathway
Cellular component (GO): cytosol
Molecular function (GO): protein tyrosine/serine/threonine phosphatase activity
Source: RefSeq, a predicted model, not a curated record